Molecule: messenger RNA, 1428 nt
Organism: Penicillium cataractarum
Lineage: Eukaryota; Fungi; Ascomycota; Eurotiomycetes; Eurotiales; Aspergillaceae
Product: NAD(P)/FAD-dependent oxidoreductase
Exons: 1
Coding region: 1-1428 (475 amino acids)
Source: RefSeq, a predicted model, not a curated record
AUGUUCAAAUUAUCAUUACCCCGGUUUCUUAUCUUCGCACAUUUUUGGCCCGUAUGGCCGGUAUAUUUCGUUCUCUGUCUAUCGGACGUGUCAUCGGCUAUCAAGUUAAGAUUUGAUUCUGCCGAUGUUAUUGUCCGAGAUAUCGCUGUCGUGGGCGGAGGGGCAAGUGGGACAUACGCUGCCAUUCGGUUGCAACAAGACUUUAAUAAGUCUGUUGUGGUGGUGGAGAGAGAAAAAACUUUGGGAGGGCAUACGCAUACAUACCAUGAUCCUGUUACUUCAUCAACUAUCGAACUCGGUGUUGUGGCUUUUCACGACCUACCUUUGGUACACGACUUCUUCUCUCGCUUUGAUAUACCUUUAACGAAAUUGUUUUUCAACUCAAGCCUUCCAAGUGUUGAUUUCCAUACCGGUCAGCCGGUUUACGUGCCUGCUAGUCUAAACGCAACAGAGGGAACAUUCGCAAGAUGGAACCGGAAUUUAAUGCGAUUUCCCAACCUCAAUGAGGGCUACAACUUCCCAUUGCCGGUACCAGAUGACAUUUGGCGCCCAUUUAGUCAGUUUGCACACAUUCAUAAUCUGACUGCUAUCAUUCCAUAUAUCUGGACAAUCGAUCAAGGAAUCGGAGAUAUUCUGAAUCUACCAACAUUAUAUGUUAUGAAAAGCUUCGGACCACAGAUGUUGCGCAGUUUAUCAAGAGGCUUUCUAGCAACUGUCAGGCAAAACAACCACGAGGUAUACGACAAAGCACUAGUGCAUCUACAGGAGACUAAAAGCGUGCUCCUUAACAGCUCAAUUUUGGACAUGGACCGGGAUGCUCCCGGACCGUAUGGACAUGCUAUCAUCGCCACACCCUCUGGCCACAAGCUCGUCCGGGUCAAACAAUUCCUUUUUACCCUUCCUCCAACAUUGGAUGUCUUGACUGGUUUCGAUCUAGACCACGAAGAAACUUUGUCAUUUUCUUGUUUCGAACGUAUGGACUACUUUAGCGGUCUUCUUCGGAAUACACCUAUCCCUCAAAAUGCAACUUUUUCUAACAAAGCCACAAACCCGGACACAUAUUAUCUCCCACGUUUACCAACCACAUAUACUCUGGGCCCAACAAAUGCUCAAUCCUCCCUUACGAAUGUCAAGUUCGGCAGUAAUAUCUCCAUGUCCGUUGAGCAGGUUCAAAGUCAGAUCAUCGAUGAGACGGGUCAAGUUAUUCCUGGGAAACCUGCACGGUUCGAAGCAUUCGUCAAUCACGGACCUUACGCGCUCCGUGUUUCACCAGAAUUGAUUCGCAGUGGGUUUUACCAAAGGCUGAACAACCUUCAAGGUCGUCGCCGCUCCUUUUGGACUGGUGCUGCCUGGCAUACUCACGAUAGCAGUCUGCUGUGGAAUUUCACCGAAACAAUAAUCUCUAAGAUGCAGCAGGAUUGGAUUUGA